Molecule: messenger RNA, 1473 nt
Organism: Amborella trichopoda
Lineage: Eukaryota; Viridiplantae; Streptophyta; Magnoliopsida; Amborellales; Amborellaceae
Source: RefSeq, a predicted model, not a curated record
AUGGAGGGGAUUACCGCCGCUGGUGGAGGUGGUAUUACAGUCACUGGUAGACGCAGCACGGGAGGAGAGAGAAGAGGCACUGGGGGUGGUAGGUCAGACCGUGGCGGAGGAGAGAAAACAGGUACUGGGGGUGGUAGGUCAGACAUUGGUGGAGGAGAAAGAAUUGGCAGUGGCGGUGGAAAUAUUGGAAGUGGAGGAGAGAGAAGUGGUACAGGCGGCGAAAGUAUAGGAAAUGGUGGAGGAGAGAGGGACAGUGGUGGUGGAAGUAUAGGAAGUGGUGGAGGAGAGAGAACCGGCACAGGUGGUGGAAGUAUGGGAAUUGGUGGAGGAGAGAGAACAGGCACAGGUGGCGGAGGUAUGGGAAUUGGUGGAGGAGAGAGAACUGGCACAGGUGGCGGAAGUAUGGGAAAUGGUGGUGGGGAGAGAAUGGGAAUUACUGGAGGCGAGAGAGCGGGAAUUGGAGGAGAGAGAAUAGGAUAUGGCGGUGGUGAUAGAACAGGAAUUAUUGGAGGAGAGAAAGGUGGAAUUGGUGGAGGAGAGAGAACUGGCGGUGAUUGUGGAAUUGGUGGAGGAGACAGAAUCGGGGGUGAUAAUGGAGUUGGGGGAGGAGAGAGAACCGGUGGUGGGGGAGAGGGAACAAGAGGUAGUGGGGGAGAGGGAACAAGAGGUGGUGGUGGAGAGAAUACAAGGGAUGGUGGAGAAGGGACCACAGCUGGAGGCGGUGGUGAUGGUGGCACAACAGGAGGUGGUGGAGAGAAUACAAGGGGUGGUGGAGAGGGGACCACAGCUGGAGGCGGUGGUGAUGGUGGCACAACAGGAGGGGGUGGAGAGAAUACAAGGGGUGGUGGAGAUUGGACCACAGCUGGAGGUGGUGGUGAUGGUGGCACAACAGGAGGUGGUGGGGAUGGUGGUACAACAGUGGGUGGUGGUGGAGAAGGAGAGACCAGUGGCGGAGGAGAAGACACCACUGGUGGCGGCGGUGACGGAAAAACUGGUGGUGGUGGUGAAGAGAUGACUGGUCGUGGCGGCGGCGACGAAGGUGUGAUUGGCGGUGGUGAAGGGACGGCUGGCAGUGGUGGCGGCGGUGACGGAAAAACUGGUGGUGGUGGUGAAGAGAUGACUGGUCGUGGCGGCGGCGACGAAGGUGUGAUUGGCGGUGGUGAAGGGACGGCUGGCAGUGGUGGCGGCGGCGAAGGUGUGAUCGGCGGUGGUGGUGAAGGGACGACUGGAGGCGGCGACGGUAGGAUGAGCGGGGGAGGUGGCGAUGCGACAAGCGGCGGUGGGGGCGGCGACGUGGCGGUCGAUGAUGGUUGUGAUGGGGGCGGCGAAGCAACAAGUGGCGGAGGGGGGGAAGUUUUGAUGGGUGGAGCAGGGGAUGGAGCGAGAGGUGGCAAAAUGAUGGGUGGUGGAGGAAGAAUGGGUGUUGGUGUUGGGUUAUGGGGUGGUGGACGGUGUGGUGAUGGUGGUGUGUGA